Polychytrium aggregatum is the source of this 1016-nucleotide messenger RNA. RefSeq names its product EBP domain-containing protein. The record is from RefSeq and is a predicted model, not a curated record. The transcript has 2 exons. Bases 91 to 765 code for a protein of 224 amino acids. NCBI's taxonomy places the organism in Eukaryota, Fungi, Chytridiomycota, Chytridiomycetes, Polychytriales. Gene Ontology annotation, cellular component: membrane; endoplasmic reticulum. Gene Ontology annotation, molecular function: steroid Delta-isomerase activity; C-8 sterol isomerase activity; cholestenol delta-isomerase activity. Gene Ontology annotation, biological process: sterol biosynthetic process.
GCAAAACAUUGAUAUUCGAUCGACCGCGGCCUCCGCGGUCAAUGCAUCUGCCCACCCGAUCGUCGCCGCCCAGCCUCUACUCCCCUCGCCAUGGCCUCCCAUCCGUAUUAUCCCCAGAGCCUGAUCAUCAGCCACUAUGCUGCCUACCCCUAUGAUCUCACCCAGCUCCUGACUGUCUUCUUUGGCGUCGUUGCCAUCGUCCUGGUUGCCUCAAUCGUCAUCAUCUCAAUCGCCCGCCCCACCUCCAACCUGGGCUACCGUCUGGCCUUUGUCUGGUUUGUUGGCACGGCCAGCGUCCAUCUGUUUGUGGAAGGCUAUGUGGCCUACUUCCAUAAGGACAUUGCUGGAAUGGACACUUUUAUGGCAAAUAUCUGGAAAGAAUAUGCCCUCUCCGACUCGCGAUACUUGGUCUCUGAUCCGUUCGUCAUCAUCAUGGAAACGAUUACUGCGUUCGCCUGGGGUCCCCUUUGCUACGUCAUUGCUUUCCUCUACCUGAUCCGCUCGCCUCUGCGCCAUCCCCUGCUCAUCCUCGUCGGCACCGGCCAAGUCUACGGCGACGUUCUGUACUACUGGACCACCUUCUUCGAGGGCAAGGGCAGCGCCCUUAGCUGCCACCCACAUCCGUACUACUUUUGGUUCUACUUUGUGUUCCUCAACAGCAUCUGGAUCGUAGUGCCCUCGAUUCUGAUCGCCAACAGCUUCCGGGUCAUUGUCUCGGGCCUGUCGCAGAUCGAUGCUGCUGAUAAAAAGAAGAAGAGCAAGUAAAGGCCGUGACUGAGGGUGCCAAUUCUUGCGACCUGGAUGAGGCAGGGCGAGCUGGCGCGAGCAAGCACUGGGCUCGGGGCACCUGUCCAACUCUCUCUCUCGCCAGACACGACUGGCCGACCGGGCUGAAUCCGAAUCGCACACCCCCAGACGCUGCGAGAGCCCCCUGAUGUCCAUGCUCUCGGUGCGAUAUUUCUUGGUAGACAAUAUACUACGCCCGACACACAACAGGACACGCCGUUUGAGUCAGA